AAAUGAGCAAGAAUCAACUAUUUUAUUAUGUUUAACAAAUAUAAAGAAUUUCAGAACCAGGACAUUCAACCUGAAUCAUUCAGCAAAUUUCGGGUCAAAUAAGGCUUGUCCCUGAUUGCUUUUGUUUCUCUGUGGCGUAAUGGAUUAAGUUUGAUCCAAAAUGAAUUCUGUUUCCGGUUCGAGUUUCACAAGAGCUUUAAUCUUUUUUUUUCCUUUGGAUGUUAAUUUUUAGCGAGUCCUUUUCAGCGAGCAGAAGCUAUAGAUACUGAAACUGUUGAAGAAUGUCGUCCCCCAAACCAAAAAUAUCUCAGGAACAGCUCCAGAUUGAAUACGAGAGGUUUCAAGAUACUAUAAAGUCGAUCAACGAGAAAAUCACAGAGCUAAAAAAUGACUAUGAUGAGCACAAGAUUGUUGUAGCUACUUUGAAAGGCGUGCCUGCUGACAGGAAAUGCUUUAGAAUGAUAAGUGGAGUUAUUGUUAAAAAGACUACAAGAGAAGUUAUUCCAGUAUUAGAAACCAAGAUAGAGAGCAUGGUUGGGGCUUUGGACACAUUAUCUAAAGAAUUGGUGAAAACCCACCAGGAAUUUGAAAAAUGGAAAAAAAACACUGGUGUUAAAAUUGUUUCUACUGCUUAAAAUCUAUCUAUAUGGUUUUUGAGGUUGAUUGCAUCUAUGAACGUUAUUUGGUGAGCUAAUUACCCAUCAAAAUUUUUAAUUUGUUCCUCA
Messenger RNA from Ascoidea rubescens DSM 1968, 725 nucleotides. It is a transcript of the gene GIM4, whose product is annotated as tubulin-binding prefolding complex subunit GIM4. Bases 282 to 635 code for a protein of 117 amino acids. Gene Ontology annotation, cellular component: prefoldin complex; cytoplasm. Lineage: Eukaryota; Fungi; Ascomycota; Saccharomycetes; Ascoideales; Ascoideaceae. The transcript has 2 exons. Gene Ontology annotation, biological process: protein folding. The record is from RefSeq and is a predicted model, not a curated record. Gene Ontology annotation, molecular function: protein folding chaperone.